This is a messenger RNA of Phasianus colchicus (ring-necked pheasant), 605 nucleotides long. RefSeq names its product NADH:ubiquinone oxidoreductase subunit B3 (gene NDUFB3). Gene Ontology annotation, cellular component: respiratory chain complex I; mitochondrion. NCBI's taxonomy places the organism in Eukaryota, Metazoa, Chordata, Aves, Galliformes, Phasianidae. Gene Ontology annotation, biological process: electron transport chain; mitochondrial respiratory chain complex I assembly. The record is from RefSeq and is a predicted model, not a curated record.
GCCCGGCCCGCUCAGCCGGGGAGAGCGGGGCUGCCCUGCGCCGUGCCGCCCGGCCCUUCGCGUUCCGUUAGGCCGCCAGUUGCACCAGCCCAGGGCCGCGUCCCUUCUCGGGGCAGAGGGCACCCGGCUGUGCCGCACUGCGGCUCGCUGCCGAUGCGUGGGACAGCGGGGGGCUGCUCGUAACCCUACCGGUGGGGAAGUAAAUACUGGUAUGGGGCAUGGAGGUGAACAUGGCCAUGGCCAUGGCCGAACAGAACUCCCUGACUACAGGCAGUGGAAGAUAGAGGGUACUCCACUUGAGGAGGUCCAAAGGAGGUUGGCCAAACGGGGUCUCAGGGAUCCAUGGGCUCGUAAUGAAGCUUGGAGGUAUAUGGGUGGCUAUGCAAAACCUGCCACCUUAACAGAUGUCUUUACCAGGGGACUCAAGUGGGGAUUUGCAGCUUUUGUUGUUGCUCUUGGCAUUGAGUAUGCCCUGUUUCCCCCGAAGAAGAAUGGAGGACAUCACUGAAGAUCAAAUAUGACAGUACUUUUCACUACUAAAAUGUACAAAAGCCUGCUGCCCACUGUACUUAUAAAGAGCAUAUUAAAGUCUAUCACAGGUAAAA